AACAAUUUCAAAUACACUUUUUAUUUUCAGUUGAUGUUUCAAAUUGGACGCUUCCUCAGACAUAUUCUCAAGAAAGUUGGUUGAAAUCAUAUAGGAAAAGUGCAGAAAGGCGUUAUGAAUGUAAUAUUUGCCUGAAAUCAUUCAAAAAGUCCAGCCACCUUAAAAGUCAUAGCAUGAUUCAUACUGGGGAGAAGCCGUAUGGAUGUGAAAUUUGCCAAAAGACAUUUAGACUAAGGCAUCACCUGUAUAAACAUAAAGAAAACAUUCAUAAGAUUUGGAUAACUUCUGCUGGCUCCCAAUUGACAAUGCCCAAAUAUGGUUAUCAAUGACAUCACAGAGAAGAGAAAUUGUAUGGGCAAGAUAAAGGGGUCAUAGGCUUCAACAUAUGUUUACAGAAGAUCCCAACUGAGAAAAUUUAUUUUAAAGUGCAUUAUGGUUUCAUUAAGAACUGGAAAAUACCUUUUUAUUAUAAAGGAGUGAUAGCAUAUUUGAAUUGUAAUAAAGAACCCUGUUUCAUUCUUUAUUGGAUUUAAAAGCAUUCAUUUAUGAACCUACCCAUCCUGAAUAUAUACCUGGGCUUCACCCCUGUGCAUUUUGUGUGUACAAGUACUCAUAUUUUAAAAUUUCCAGUAAAGAAUGAUACAGAAUUCUUUAUUCUUUUAUAAUGAAUUAUUGGUAAAUACAUUAAUUGAAGUGAGGAAUAAAUAUAUCUAUAACUACAGUAACUUCUUUGAACUGCC
Molecule: messenger RNA, 740 nt
Organism: Owenia fusiformis
Lineage: Eukaryota; Metazoa; Annelida; Polychaeta; Sabellida; Oweniidae
Source: the annotation of a GenBank genome assembly